Oncorhynchus nerka (sockeye salmon) is the source of this 7127-nucleotide messenger RNA. RefSeq lists its product as uncharacterized. The transcript is spliced from 14 exons. The coding region runs from base 487 to 1329 and encodes 280 amino acids. NCBI's taxonomy places the organism in Eukaryota, Metazoa, Chordata, Actinopteri, Salmoniformes, Salmonidae. The record is from RefSeq and is a predicted model, not a curated record.
GCUUUGAGUGUCCGCAGUGUAAAGGGUAUUUAUCUUAUUUUCCGGCUCUGAAUUACAGCCACCUGCACUGACCGCAAAAGACCUGAACUGCGAUUCCGAGAAUGGCAUUUAAAACGGGCAUCUUUAGAUUAUUAUAUCCACUAGUUGAUUUAUAUGCGGGGAGGUUCGAAAUGUCUACGUCAAUUUAUAACGCUGGAUUAGAACUCCAAUAACAUCAUAUUCCUUCCGGGAUAUGUGAAUGUAUCCUAGUGGAGCCAUAAAGGUUCGUUGAGGUCUCAAUGCAGCCCGGGGGUCAUAAAUCCCCAGAAUGUCCAAGUGGUACAGGGACCUUUUUUUCACAUUAAGGGAGAAGAGGAGGGCGGGGGUGGCAGUUUAAACUACAAAAGCGCUGUAGUCUACCAAAGUGAAAGUAAUGUCAAAAGGCACGCUUGCACAACGUCCAGAGCAGACACUAAAAGGGGGAAUCCUAAUGGUUACCAAGGCAACAUGACAAGUGACUUGGCAUGGAUCAUCAGAGCUUGUCUCUUUCAGGUGUGCCUGUGGAGAGCCUGUCUGUGUAAGGCGAAUGACUGCAUGCAUAACGAACUUCUGACAGAAAUGGUAGAACGUCUGCCAAAGGGCUAUUUGUUCAGAGUGAACAGAAGUGAGGAAAGAUUUGUUGCAAAAGCCCUUAGCAGGUUCUAUGGGGAGAACUGUAAGAAGGACUUUGAAUGCAAAGAUUACACUGAAGACAAAACAAAUUCUACUGUAUGUUACUUACUGACCUGUCUGCAUGGGAAGGAACCUGAGUGUGUCUCCAAUGUCACAUACAGUCUAGCUGACGUGGAGUUGGUCAGUUUGAAAGGCUUCAAGUGUCUGGUUGAAGAUGCAUUCAAUCAGAAAUAUAAUUUGUCACAAGAACAAGAGGACGAAUGUGCUGAUGUUUUUGUUGAUGCAGUGAGAUGCCAAAAAGCAACUACACUUGAUACAAAAACUCCAACAAUAUAUACAACCACGUUACCCACCAUAAAUUACAAAACAUCGUCGAUCCCGCCCAAAACAUCAUCGUCAACAACACCACCACCAUCAUCAUUAACAUCGUCAACAAUAUCAAACAGCAACAUGGAGUCACAAGAGCAGCAAUUACAAAGGAAGGUCAUAUCAGUCAGUACAUUGUUAGCUAUCUCUCUGAUAGCUAAUAUCCUCCUUUUUGGUGUUGUCAUCUUGCGGACCCGGGGGAGACGCCAGCAUGAGGGCGUGUCACUUGCCAUGCCUGAACUGACAGUAUUGAACGGAGUAGAGGUAAAUCAUCUGAUGCAGAACGACAACGGAGAUGCUCUGCAGCACUGACCCCCGUUCAGUGGAACAAUCCAGCUCUCUUCCAUCUGCCACCAUUUGCCCCUCGCUUUCAAUGGACAAAUAUAUAUCCUGAGCCAAAGAAAAGGAGCCAACAGUCCUGCCUCUCUCUCUCUCUCUCUCUCUCGCUCACACACACACUUCACACUUCCAGGGCUGAGGCCACAACUCUUCUUCUCCUUCCACUGGGAUUCUGGAGUUACUGUUGCAGACAUGAAUAAAAUCUCCCCUCCGUGUGUUUUAAUGAGGAGAAUGGGAGAACUAAUAAAUGUCCGUCUGUCAAGAGUCUCUAAAGAACAAGACAUGGAUUAAGGGAACACGGUGGUCUUGAAUGUCACCCCCUGCCUUCAGCUGUCCGUUCAGCCCAAAGAUAAGAUGUUCAUGUGAAUGGGAAGAAAACAGUGAGAUGAACAACAAGAUGAACCCUUUAGGGACGUACAUUAAAACUAAGAUGGUCCGAUAUUGAGUAUUAUUGUACUUUGCUGAAGUACAUUACUUUACGAACAAAGCCUGCAUCCAUUCCUGUCUGUGUUUGGAUGAUGUGGCUGUGUUACUUGAUGAAAGGGGAUUUUAUGACGCAGAGGGAAAGAGAAAUAUCAAAGGAGUAAAUCAGUGAAGAAAAAAAGAUGAAAUAAAUAAAGUGAAGACCAUUUUAUGUACAAAGUGUGUAUAUAUUUAGAGUACCAGUCAAAUUUUGGACACACCUACUAAUUCAAAAAAAUGUUGGACUAUUUUCUACAUUGUAGAAUAAUAGUGAAUACAUCAAAACUAUGAAACAACACAUAUGGAAUCAUGUAGUACCCAAAGAAGUGUUAACCAAAUCAAAAUAUGUUCUGUAUUUGAGAUUCUUCAAAGUAGCCACCCUUUGCCUUGAUGACAGCUUUGUACAGUCUUGGCAUUCUCUCAACCAGCUCCAUGAGGAAUGCUUUUCCAACAGUCUUGAAGGAGAUCUCACAUAUGCUGAGCACUUGUUGGCUGCUUUUCCUUCACUCUGAGGUCCAACUAAUCCCAAACCAUCUCAAUUGGGUUGAGAUUGGUGAUUGUGGAGGCCAGGUCAUCUGAUGCAAUACACUCUCCUUGGUCAAUAUCCCUUACCCCACCUGGUGGUGUGCUGGGUCAUUGUCCUGUUGAAAAACAAAUGAUAGUCCCACUAAGAGCAAACCAGAUGGGAUGGCGUAUCGCUGCAGAAUGCUGUGGUAGCCAUGCUGGUUAAUGGUGCCUUGAAUUUUAAAUAAAUCGCAGGCAGUGUCACCAGCAAAGCACCAUCACACCACCUCCUCCAUGCUUCACGGUGGGAAUCACACAUGCGGAGAUCAUCUGUUCACCUACUCUGCAUCUCACAAAGACACGGCGGUUGGAACCAAAAAUGUCAAAUUUGGACUCAUCAGACCAAAGGACCGAUUACCACCAGUCUAUUGUCCAUUGUUCGUGUUUCUUGGCACAAGCAAGUCUCUUCUUAUUAUUGGUGUCCUUUAGUAGGUGUUUUUUGCAGCAAUUAGACCAUGAAGGCCUGAUUCACGCAGUCUCCUCUGAACAGUUGAUGUUGAGAUGUGUCUGUUACUUGAACUCUGUGAAGCAUUUUUUUGUGGGCUGCAAUCUGAGGUGCAGUUAACUCUAACUUAUCCUCUGCAGCAGAGGUAACUGUGGGUCUUCCUUUCCUGUGGCGGUCCUUGUGAGAGCCAGUUUCAUCAUAGUGCUGAUGGUUUUUGCGACUGCACUUGAAACUUUAAAAGUUCUUGAAAUGUUCCGGAUUGACUGACCUUCAUGUCUUUUCUCUUUGCUUAUUUGAGCAAUUUAUUUACCAAAUAGGGCUAUCAUCUGUAUACCACCCCUACCUUGUCACAACACAACUGCUUGUCUCAAACAUGCUAAGAAGGAAAGAAAUUCCACAAAUGAACUUUUAACAAGGCACACCUUUUCAUUGAAAUGCAUUCCAGGUGACUACCUCAUGUAGCUUGUUGAGAGAAUGUCAAGAGUGUGCGAAAAUGUAAUUAGGACCAAGGGUGGCUACUUUGAAGAAUCUCAAAUAUAAAAUGCUUUUUGAAUUUGUUUCACACUUUUUUUGGUUACUACAUUUAUUCCAUAUGUGUUAUUUCAUCGUUUUGAUGUCUUCACGAUUAUUCUACAAUGAAGAAAAUAGUAAAAAUAAAGAAAAACCCUUGAAUGAGUAUGUGUGUCCAAACUUUUGACUGGUACUGUAAAAACACUACCGUUUAAACGUUUGGGGUCACUUAGAAAUGUCCUUAUUUUCCAUGAAAACAUACAUGAAAUGAGUUGCAAAAUGAAUAGGAAAUAUAGUCGAGAUGUUGACAAGGUUAUAAAUAAUGAUGUUUCGUUGAAAUAAUAAUUGUGUUUGCUUUCAUCAAAGAACCCUCCAUUUGCAGCAAUUACAGCCUUGCAGACCUUUGGCAUUCUAGUUGUCAAUUUGUUGAGGCAAUCUGAAGAGAUUUCACCCCGUGCUUCCUGAAGCAACUCCCACAAGUUGGACUGGUUGAUGGGCACUUCUUACGUACCGUACGGUCAAGCUGCUCUCACAACAGCUCAAUAGGGUUGAUAUCCGGUGACUGUGCUUUGAGUCAUUGAAAUUGGCUCCAACUAAGCGCCGUCCACAGGGUAUGGCAUGGCGUUGCAAAAUGGAGUGAUAGCUUUCCUUCUUCAAGAACCCUUUUCCCCUUUACAAAACACCUACUUUACCACCACCAAAGCACCCCCAGACCAUCACAUUGCCUCCACCAUGCUGACAGAUGGCGUCAAGCACUCCUCCAGCAUCUUUACAUUUUUUUCUGCGUCUCACAAAUGUUCUUCUUUGUGAUCCGAACACCUCAUACUUAAAUUCGUCCAGUGUCUGUGUUAUUUUGCCCAUCUUAAUCUUUUAUUUUUAUUGGCCAGUCUGAGAUAUGGCUUUUUCUUUGCAACUCUGCCUAGAAGGCCAGCAUCCCGGAGUCGUCUCUUCACUGUUGACGUUGAGACUAGUGUUUUGCAGGUAAUAUUUAAUGAAGCAGUUGAGGACUUGGGAGGCGUCUGUUUCUCAAACUAGACACUCUAAUGUACUUGUCCUCUUGCUCAGUUGUGCACCGGGGCCUCCCACUCCUCUUUCUAUUCUGGUUAGAGACAGUUUGCGCUGUUCUGUGAAGGGGAGUAGUACACAGCGUUGCAUGAGAUCGUCAGUUUCUUGGCAAUUUCUCAUGGAAAUGGAAUAGCCUUCAUUUCGCAGAACAAGAGUAGACUGAUGACUUUCAGAAGAAAGUUCUUUGUUUCUGCCCAUUUUGAGCCUGUAAUCAAACCCACAAAUGCUGAUGCUCCAGAUACUCAACUAGCCUAAAGGCCAGUUUUAUUGCUUCUUUAAUCAGAACAACAGUUUUCAGCUGUGCCAACAUAAUUGCAAAUGGGUUUUCUAAUGAUCAAUUAGCCUUUUAAAAUGAUAAACUUGGAUUAGCUAACACAACGUGCCAUUUGAACAUGGUUGCUGAUAAUGGACCUCUAUACGCCUAUGUAGAUAUUCGAUUAAAAAUCAGCCAUAUCCAGCUGCAAUAGUCAUUUACAACAUUACUAAUGUCUACACUGUAUUUCUGAUCAAUUUUAUGUUUUUCUAAUGGACAUUUCUAAGUGACCCCAAACUUUUGAACUGUAGUGUGUGUAUAUAUAUAUAUAUAUAUAUAUAUAUAUAUAUACUUUUGUUAUAUUUCACUAUUUGCUUUGAUAUCGGCACCUUGUGAUGAGGAUUACUAACAACAUAAAACUUCUGUACCAUGUCUAUGUGUUGCAGAGACGGUACAGAGUGGGUGUGUGUGUGAACAGUGAGAGAUGUUGUUUUUUCCUUAUCAGUGUUAUGCCAAGACAUAUUUUUAUAGGCGGGACUCAAAAGCCCCAACAAUUGUUUUAUUGAAAGGGGACGUUAUUUUUGUAUCCAAUUUGUAAAGAAUCUUUACAUCUAAAAAAAAAAAGCUUGUUAUUACGUGUUUUAUACACACGAUCUGUUUAAUAACAUACUUUGUGGUCUGGUUUCCCUGACACAGAUUAAGUCUAAUCCAAGACUAAACAUUUACUUCCGUGGAUAUUCUCCAUUGAGCAUGCUUUUAACUCCAGGACUAGGUUUAGAGCUAUAUUCAGCCUUGUCCAAAUGAAAACCACGAGCUUCUUUUUAAAUCUAUUUCUACUUUUUAUUUUCUUGAUCUCAAUGUGGAGGCUUUUACAUAGACAGAUGCCUGUAUAGAAAAGCGUGCUCCUCCUGACUGGACAUUUGCCAAUACAACGGAGGAGAGUGCCAGUCUAUUUCCACUUUUCUCUCCAUGCGUAUUCCGACCAUGAAUUUAAGCAUGAGAAUAGCGUGCUAUUCACCUGCGAUUCGUUUUGGGUGGCGAUCGAAUGAAUGAAGUUGUGGCGGAGGUGUAUCCACAGAUAUGCCGUAUUCCGACCUUUAUUUAAUGCCCUAAUAAUUCUACCACCUUUACGCGCGAGGAAACCAUGAAUAAGGCCUAGUGAAUUUACCGGUUCCAAGUGGAACUUUAUUUUCCCCGAUAGAAAUAACAUCAUUCUCCAUGCACUGUAAUUUACAACUUGAUAAGAGCUAGGUAAAUGAGUAAUCCUUUUGGAUAAGGGAAUUGUAAAUACAAAUUACUCUUGUUUUCGUUCUAUUUUACAUGAUUAUCGCUGGAGACAGUCAUAUGGCAGCAAACUGAAGGAUAUAAAGUUUUGAAACCGAUGUUUAUUUGUGUACCAGUUCAUAAACAAUGUGGUUCGAAAAUCUCUUCCCAACUAUUUACAACCUAUAAGGCACAGCUGUACAUUUUUUGGUCCUUAAAUGAAGCUAGUAUACUUUUUUGUUUAUCACAAUUUUCUUUAACUAGUUUUGGUCUUUAACGCCAUUGCCUCUUUUUUUUGUUGCUGAAAUGCUGAAAUUGGUUGGUUGUCAUUUUGGAUAGGACAGACAUUUCCAUAUAUUUAGUUAGCUGCAUGUUUGACAUAACUCCACCAGUCCUAUUCAUGAUAUAAUUUACAAAGUUGAUAACGUUUUUUUAUUUUGUAUUAUUUUUAAAUCAAUUAUUAUAUUUGAGUUUAACCACAAUAUAUCUUGUAAUAUUUGUUCUGUUCAUUUUUCUGGUAGCUUAAACUGAAAUUGCAACCAACUUUUAAAAAAUAAAUAGCAAUUUGGAGACUUAUUUCAUUUUCAAAUAACCGAAAGUGAGAGAUUGUAAUCUGAAUAAAGGGAAAAAGCCAUUGUUACUAAUCUGCUAGAGAACCAGUUUGGAUUUAAGUAUAGCUUUUGUAUGACUGCGGCCUUUAUUGAGAGGACUAAUGCUUUAAUGUCAUGUUAUGUCUUGUCCCUGUGCUUUCCCUUCUCUUCGUUUCCCCCUGCUGGUCGUAUUGGUUACUCUCUCUCUCUCUAUCGUUCCGUUCCUGCUCCCAGCUGUUCCUCAUUCUCCUAACGACCUCGUUUACUCUCUCACACCUGUCCCCUCUUUUGCCCUCUGAUUAAGUCUCUAUUUCUCUCUCUGUUUCUGCUUCUGUCCUUGUCGGAUUCUUGUUUGCUUUGCCCUUGUCCCGUCCUGUCGUAAUCUGCCUCUUCAUCAGAUGCUGCGUGUGAGCAGGUGUCUCUGUCCUCUACGGCCCGCGCCUACCCAGAGGGACCUGCAGUCGGUUGCCGCUAGCCCUGCAAUUCUCCUCUACUACUAGAAGGAGGACUCUCCUGCAAAGAUAGAGGAUUUAUGUUUUCCCUGUUUGGACAUCUCCUGUAAAGAUUGAGGAUUUAUGUUUUCCCUGUUUGGACAUUAAAAGACUCUGUUCCUGUUGAA